CUUCUCUCUCUCUCUUUCUCUCUCUGCCUCUCUUCGCUUCCGAGCGUCGCACGGCGCCGCUCGGCUGUUCGGCUCGCCGCCCGAGCGGACCCGAAGCUGCUACUGCUGCUGUGGCUGCUGCUGAGAUGCGGCGGGGAAGAAUCUCUGUCCAAAACCCAGUCAGAUUCCGUCCCUUUUGCUAACACAGAAGAAACAGAUAAUCGAGUGACGCUCCUGCCGAAGCCGCGUCUCUAUGAAGGAGGGAUCUGCUGAGGGAUCUGUUGAAGAUGAGGCGACUGAAUCGGAAGAAGACUUUGAAUUUAGUGAAAGAAUUGGACGCCUUCCCGAAGAUUCCAGAUAGCUACAUCGAGACCUCAACAAGUGGAGGAACAGUUUCUCUAAUCGCUUUUACAACCAUGGCUCUCUUAACCAUAAUGGAGUUUACGGUCUAUCGAGACACCUGGAUGAAAUACGAGUAUGAAGUCGACAAGGAUUACACUAGUAAAUUAAGAAUAAAUGUAGACAUCACGGUUGCAAUGAAGUGUCAACACAUUGGUGCUGAUGUCCUGGAUUUGGCAGAAACGAUGGUUGCUACUGCAGAUGGAUUAGUCUAUGAGCCAGUAAUAUUUGAACUCAGUCCGUUGCAAAGAGAAUGGCAAAGGAUACUACAAAAUAUUCAGUCUCGGCUGCAGGAAGAACACUCUCUUCAGGACAUAAUAUUCAAAAGUGCUUUUAAAAGUGCUUCAACAGCACUGCCACCAAGGGAAGACAAACCCGUACAGUCGGCCGAUGCCUGCAGAAUUCAUGGACAUCUCUACGUGAAUAAAGUAGCAGGCAACUUUCACGUUACAGUGGGCAAGGCAAUUCCCCACCCAAGGGGCCACGCACAUUUGGCAGCCCUGGUGAGCCAUGAAUCAUACAAUUUCUCCCAUAGGAUAGACCACUUGUCUUUUGGAGAGCUUAUACCAGGCAUUAUUAAUCCUUUAGAUGGCACGGAAAAGAUCGCAUCAGAUCAUAAUCAGAUGUUCCAGUACUUUGUUACAGUGGUGCCAACAAAACUUCAAACGCACAAAAUUUCAGCAGAAACACAUCAGUUUGCAGUAACGGAAAGGGAGCGCAUCAUCAACCACGCCGCCGGAAGUCAUGGAGUUUCUGGAAUUUUCAUGAAAUACGACAUCAGUUCCCUCAUGGUGACGGUGACCGAGGAACACAUGCCUUUCUGGCAGUUUUUAGUGAGACUCUGUGGUAUAGUGGGAGGAAUUUUUUCUACCACAGGCAUUUUACACAGCAUUGGAAGAUUCAUAGUGGAAAUCCUCUGUUGCCGUUUCAGACUGAAGUCUUCUAAAUCUACACCUGCGACGAACAUAUCCAACACACCUUCCUCCUCCUAUUUGCCCCACAACAACAACCCUGUGAGGUUCAACUUCCAGAUAGUCAACGAAAUGGCCACGAACCUCUUGUGACCGAGGAUGCUACGGAAUAGCCCCUCCUUCGGAAACUGUUAUCUUUCCGUCUCACGGGGAAGGCGUUUUUGUAGCGAAACAUUUGUGCAAUAUGUUAAAAGACAGUCCCGAACGGAGGAAGUAAACGAGCCUUUUGCAGCAGCAACAACAAAGGGGGAAAAAAACAUUAACUUUUCUGUGUGACUUAUUUGUCCUUUCAAGGAUUCAAAAAAAGAGGCCGAGAGGAUUAAGUCCUACUUCCUGGACGGUGGUUGAGAGGAGAGUGUAAUUCAGAAACCGCAAUUAAUCUGUGAAACGAUCCACUCAGCAUUCUAGAGCGUUCCAGAGUCUCAUAACCGAUAACGUUCAAAGGAAUGAAAUUGGAAAGAGAUGUAAUUUCCACAGGCACCCAGAGCAGGAAAAUUUGCAGCCGAAACUCAGAAGCUACAUAGUUUUGUUUUUAAAACAGGAAGGAUGCAAGUUGUGAUUUUUGUUUUUAAUUUUUAAUUUUAAAAAAAUCCCCUCUCUUUUAAUGUGUAACUGCUGCCCUAAGAAUCCCGGGAAAUAGAGAAUAAUCGAACAAGAAAGUAAGUUAAAAUCUUGUCCUGGGACCCAUGCAGCAUGUAUACAGAUUUUACGAAUUGGCUAUUUAAACAAAUGUGGAAAACCUU
Crotalus tigris (Tiger rattlesnake) is the source of this 2092-nucleotide messenger RNA. It is a transcript of the gene ERGIC2, whose product is annotated as ERGIC and golgi 2. Gene Ontology annotation, cellular component: endoplasmic reticulum; COPII-coated ER to Golgi transport vesicle; membrane. Gene Ontology annotation, biological process: endoplasmic reticulum to Golgi vesicle-mediated transport; retrograde vesicle-mediated transport, Golgi to endoplasmic reticulum. Lineage: Eukaryota; Metazoa; Chordata; Lepidosauria; Squamata; Viperidae. The record is from RefSeq and is a predicted model, not a curated record. The coding region runs from base 267 to 1442 and encodes 391 amino acids. The transcript is spliced from 16 exons.